AUGGAAAGGGAAGACGCACAGGGAAAAGAGCGAAUUCUUCUUGAUACGGGUGAAGGAGACAAGAAAAAUUAUCUUCAAAACUUGAAAAAUGUUCUGGCAGAGGAAAAGGCUUCACUAGGACAAAUUCUGAUCUCACAUUGGCAUCCAGAUCACAUUGGAGGUGCACGGGAAGUCCUGCGAGAGUUUGGUUUAAGUGAUAAAGAGUGCAAAGUAAGCAAAUAUCCAGAAAAAACUGAAGCUGACAAAGAAAGAGGCAUAUAUGGGAUUGACCUAGACUUUCUUCAAGAUGGGCAACACAUCACAACUGAGGAUGCAUCUCUAAGGACAAUCUAUACUCCAGGACAUACGGUGGACCAUGUGGUAUUUCAAUUGGAGGAAGAAAAUGCAUUAUUUUCUGGUGACUGUAUUCUGGGUGAAACCCCAGCUGUAUUUGAAGAUUAUGUGGAGUAUAUGAAAUCACUGGAGCGAAUACUUCAACUCCAGCCUUCCCGUAUUUACCCAGGUCAUGGGCCUGUGGUUGAGAAUGCUGUCAAGAGAAUCCAGACAUACAUCGAGCAUCGGCAAAUCAGGGAGCAACAGUAUUUGGAAGCAAUUAAAAGCAAGCAUGAUCAUGGGAUCACCUCUAUGGAAAUAGUGGAAGUUGUCUAUCCUGGGCUUGAUGAGGCACUGAAGACAGCUGCAGAAAAUAAUGUACUGGUGCAACUGGGGAAACUUCUAGCUGAAGGGAGAGUCCUCUGCUCAGAGGAGAGGUGGUUCUUGGUUAAUGCAUCUUUGGAUUCAUCCCGACUGUGAUUGCAAAUCAGAAUACCUGGUGCUCCUGGAAACUUGAGAAGCAAUUCCAUUAUAGCAGCAUGAAGUUUUUACUUGGAAGGUUUUUUUGAGUGUAUUUUUUUUUAAUCCACAGGUCAGUAGCACAAAUAUGCUUAAGCAUUAUUAGUUGAAUGGGAGGGUUAGGCAGAAAGUUUGCCUUGUAUAAGCUGCUCAGGUUAUUGAGGGGUAUGGGAAGAUCAAGGGAUCAAAUCACUUAUAUUUAUUUGCAUGAACUUCCUUAAUCAUUUAUUUACUUUGGCCUGGUGAGUGGUCUUGCAAUACUUUAUUUUUAUUUUUACUUUGAGUGGCAUUGUGGCAGACUCUUAACAGAAGCAUUUCUCCUUUCUGAGAGUUUAGGUACCAUUUCAAGAAAUCAGAGCCCAUUGUGAUCAGCCUCAGGCACAUACCAUAAGUGGAACACACGGGGGACAAAUUGGCAAUGGGUGCAAAAAUGCCCCUGAAGUGCUAAGAAAUGCCUGAAUGAAUGAUUCCACUCCUUGCCAGAAUGCAGCAUCUGUCAAGUGACUGAUUCUUUGCAAAAUGGUGAUCUCCUGCAUUAGGAGAAACAUGGGCCUCUUUUCUCUGAGACCUUUUUUGCUGUUGCUGGAAUAUCUAGAAUGACCUCCUAAAUCCUGACUUCUUUUCACUAAAACCAGAAUUGUCUCAUUUUAUUUUAUUUUCUCAGUAGAAAGCACCUGCUUGCCAGUGCUAACCUUAAUUUUAUGCAAAACUGAGCAAUGGGUUUAAUCACUUCUUACAGGUGCAAGAUGAAUUUGCUUGAUAUCAAGCAGUCCAUAUGGACUGGAAUAUGUACUUAUUUCUACCAUUAGUCCUACUACAGAAUGCCAAGUUCAGUAUAAGAUGAAUGCUCUUACCAGAACAAAUUUGUAGUUUUGCCAAUGAUAAUGAUGCCAGUCACC
Messenger RNA from Darwinula stevensoni, 1730 nucleotides. Lineage: Eukaryota; Metazoa; Arthropoda; Ostracoda; Podocopida; Darwinulidae. The record is from the annotation of a GenBank genome assembly.